Molecule: messenger RNA, 5166 nt
Organism: Sphaeramia orbicularis (orbiculate cardinalfish)
Lineage: Eukaryota; Metazoa; Chordata; Actinopteri; Kurtiformes; Apogonidae
Gene: tnfsf12
Product: TNF superfamily member 12
Exons: 6
Coding region: 534-1277 (247 amino acids)
Biological process (GO): immune response
Cellular component (GO): membrane
Molecular function (GO): tumor necrosis factor receptor binding; receptor ligand activity
Source: RefSeq, a predicted model, not a curated record
UGUCUCCGGUCUCGUGCUCCUCCGUGGACCGUGACGGCGGAUGUGCGCUCGCGCUUCUUUCUCCUCCGUCGGAGCUUUUGUCACGGACCAGGACGCACGGAAAAGUUGCCGUGCGGCUCCGGUAGAGCGGCUCGGCGCGUGUCUGACAGUGACCCCCCAGACGGAGCCGUUAACGGAAGGCACGAGCUGACUCAACGAAUCACAGGCAGAAGGAUGCAACAGUUGAGGCGCGCGCGCCGCUCCGCGCACACUCGCAGAUGGAGCCCGUGACCUGGUCGGAGCAGGAGCGGAGGUUCGGUCGCUUUAAAUCCCGCAUCGACUAAUCGGUGAAACCGAGCGCACAUUCGGCGGAGCUGCGGAAGGCGCGUGUGGGAGCGGGCUGGUGGCGGAGCUGCGCGUGUUUUUCCAGAAUGGACGUUUGGACGGAGCGGCUGUUCUGAGGCUCCCUGCUCACGCUCGUGGGGAAUGGAGUUGCACCGGGGCCCGGGGUCGGUGUGCGGAGCUGAGUAGCACCGGGGUCGGUGUGCGCCAACAUGCAGCGGAUUCUGCAGCGGAGGCGCGUGCGCAGGCUGCGGGUGCUCUGGGCUUCUCUGGCGCUGCUGGCUCUGGCUCUGGCCGCGUGCAGCGCGCUCUUCACGGCGUGGACCUGGCGACAGACGCGGGACCUGUCCCAGUCCUUCCAGAUCCUGCAGGACCGACUCGAGCAGGUCAACACACAGAGGAAGGCCAUCGUUCAACUCAUACUGGAGAAGAGAGAGCUGCUGGUCGGACAGAGGGUCAAACGAGAUGGGGGGACGCUGCGAGGAGGAAGGAGUGGGAAUGGAAAGAAAGCGGCGUCUCAUUUUGAGAUAACCAAAGUCUCCUCUCAGCAAGUGGGAGACGGAGGCGUGAUCAAGGGCUGGGAGGAGAGGACGCUCAACAUGAGCAAAGCCGUCAGGUACAACAAGGAGCAAGGCACCUUCACCGUGGAGAAGGCCGGCGUCUACUUCCUGUUCUGCCAGGUGUUGUUCAAUGAGGAGAAGUCUCAGUACGUGAAGCUGGACGUGAAGACCAUCGGCCAGAAGCCUCAGAAGCUGCAGUGCAUGGAGGGAUACGGGACCACCCCCUCCGCCGGCCCCCACCCAUUCCACUUCCUGAAGCCCUGCCAGGUGUCCGGCCUACUGCGACUGGACAAAGGGACGGAGCUCCAGGCCAUCACCGGCGCCUCCUUCAGGCUCCACCCGGUCGGAAACACCUCCGCCUCGCCGCACGUCUUCAGCAUCUUCAAGGUCAACUGAGGCUGGACCGGUCCGAUCUGGGUCGGAACCGCCCCAGGAAACAUCUGAGGACGACCCGACUCAUUUGUUUUCCAAAGGGAUGAGUGUUUUCUUUGCGGGACAUCAACACUGCUGCAGCCUCGUUCCAAAAAAUGUUCAUUUGAAAGACGUUUUGUGGAAGUUGCUGUGGAUUUUCUUCUGGGCAGCGGUGCUGUCUUGGAAUGCAACGCAGACUUUGGAUUAAAACCAAAGCACAAAGCGGACGAAACGCCUGGAAUCGUCUGAGAGAACAGAUGUGAUGGAAAGUGCUCUGCAGAUAAGGGCUGUGUAUCCUUGGACCUUCAUCUUAGUCUCCAUAUCAUGUAACAAACUGUGCUUUUCUAUCAAAGACGUCGACAGUAAAGCUGUGCAUGCACCUUCCACUUUGAUAUCCUCCACGUACUGAGAACACGCCAAACCCUGUCAGCGGCCUACAUGAGUUGUCAGUAAUGUUAACGAUGCAGCGUCUGUUUAUGUACGAUCUAACGAAUCAAUAAUUGCCUUUUUUUUUUACUGAUCUUUUCAAUGCAAUAUGCUGCGACUGUGUAAAAUACCUGCAAGCCUUUCCUUUAAUAUACUUCACAUACUAUUUAAAUAUGUGCAUAAUAAAACAAGAGCUACUAGAGAAGGGGGACACUUUAAGGUUUUUUAAUAACAUGGAUGUGAAUUUAUGCUGUUUUCAGAUGUCAGAUUAGAUUGUGAGAUAUGUCAUGAAUGAGGCCUCGUACUGUCGACUUGGCUUUGCUUCUGGAAACUCAGUGAGUUAUAGUAAAGCACAGAGCUUUGAAAAUAUUGGAGGUUCUUCACUUUUUCCUUCCCUUUAAAAAAACAAAAAACAAAAACGUUUAAAGGCAUAUUAACCAUUAUUUCCUUUUUUUUUUUUUUUUAAAUCUCGUUCAUUCAGUAGUUUUGUUCUUUUGAUUAGUUAAAAACUACAGCUCUUAUUAAAUACUACACAGAUUUUGGUUAUAAAAAUAUAUUGAUUGGAAUAUUCUGCAUUGCAUUAUGUAUAGAAUUAUUUUUAAGUACAUGUAAAUGAAUGAUUUAUUGUAUAUGAACAUUCUAAUCUUUUGAAAAAGUGGUAAAAAAAAAACCCCACUUUAGUAGGUUUUUACUCCCAUGGUUUGUCUACAGCUUUAAUAUUAAUGGAUUUACUGCCUUUGAAUAACAGAACUGUUCUCGUCAGGAUGCUAGCAUUUUGAUAUGCUAACGUUAGCAUCAUUAUCAACCCAAAAUCGUGACUUAAUACCUGUAAAGCCUUAUAAUUGUCAUUAAAAUCAGCUGUAUUUUGAGUUUAGUACUAUGUAGCAGAUGUUCUACACCAAACUAACACUGACAACAUGAAAAACAUCGAAUAUUAGUCUAUCCACGAUGUUAGCCUUAACUUAGCAUUAGCAUUAGCUGGAGCCUCUUACUGAACCUCUGGCAUGGUUGUGAAAUUGUGAACUUGUUUUCUAGCUCUGUUGUGAAUUUAGUCCAAUUUAUUUGCUUAAAAAUCCAGAAAUGGGCUCUGGAAAAAGCACUGAAAUGACCAAAACCUUCAUUUUUUUUAUCUAAAGAGGCAGUUUGUGUGUAUCUUGUUGUCUUCACAAUCUUGUUAAUGUCAAAAAAUAUCCCAAAAGUUUGGUUUAUUUAGUUUUUUAUCGACAUGGAUUGAAAGAAGCGGUGGCACAUCAUAUUCCACAAGGAUGUACUUUCAUUUAGUGUUAAUUUCAUUCAACAUUAAUUAUGACUUGUAUUGUGUUUCUCAGAAAUGCUGUUUGUUCUGUUUCUAGAGAUGAAACUCCUUCCAUUUUCUCAUAUGCUAAUUCUAGCAUCACUAUCAGCUCUAAAUGUUACUUCACUUUUUUUUUUUUUUUUUUACUAAAUACUCAAGGAACUAUUCGAAAAAAACCUUCUGAUUAUUAACCUAUUAGCACUGUCACUGACUACAUUAUGGUACAUUAUGUUAGCAUUAGCGUGAACCUUUAGCAUGGUUGUAAACUCUUCUUUUGUGGCUCUACUCUUAUUUAUUCACUUAAAAUUCACAAAACCAGCUCUCCAAAAGCACUAAAAUGAUAGUUAAUCUUUACUUUUAAAGCAGGCAUUUUUUAUGUAUUUUAUAUACAUCACAAUCUCACCAAAAUCCACAGAAACUUCUAUUAUUUCGUUUAUUUAUGUUUACAUAGAACCAUAAAAUAAAUUGUAGUAACUGAAUUUUCUACUCAGCAAAUGAAACACAGUAAACUAGUAUUGUAAACAUAGGAAACAAAACUUUUAACCAUAAGUUUUUUAGUUUGCCAUUGUUAGUAUUAUGUAGCAUUAGCAUUAGCAUCACCCUCUCACAGAGCUUUAGCAAAGUUGUAAACUCUUGUUUUUGUGGCUCUAUUCAAUUUAUUUCCCUCUGACAUCCAGAGAAGUUUGGGAUGAGUCUUAUUUAGGAAAGGUUGCACACUAAACUAUCACUGUGAACAUGUGAAAUAUAUUUUUAAAAAAAACUCGGACAGUAACCUAUUAAGCUAACUUUGUCCCUGUUAUCAUUAGCUUAACCCUCUCACAGAGCUCGGGCAUGUUCUUCAAAUCCAUUUGUUUUUUUACGGUGCAGAAAUGAGCAAAGUAAAAGCACUGGUCAAAUGGAAUGGUUUGUUGUUUAGUUGUAGGAGUUUGAAACAUUUUUGCUAACUUGGCCAUCUUUGUUAAUGUCAUGCAAAAUAAUUCAAAAGCUCUGGCUCUGUGAUUUUGUCGAGUCAAAGAAAACUCCAAUAUUAUAUUUUAUAACGCAUUCAAAACUUAUUUCAUUUAGUAUUAAUCACAUCAGGCUCUUUUUAAUAUCUUUCCUUGUCAUAUUUUAAAAGGUUGUCAUUGUUAGCAUUAGCUUACAUUAGCAUUGGCUUGAGCUUCCCGCUGAACCCCUAAUAUGGUCAUAAAUUAGUUUUUUCUUGUUUAUUGUGGCUCAAGUUGAAUUUAUUUGCUUUAAAAUCCAAAAGUAAGCUUUGCAAAGAUCACUGAAAUGACCAAACGUAAGAUUUCUGUCCAAGGAGGCUGUUGUUAGAUAUUAUGCUAACUUGGUCUUGGUACUAAAAUGAACCAAAAAGUUGAGAUUGUUUGGAUUCUGACUGACCCAUUUUUGUAUUGAGUUUACAUUUAAUAAUAUUCCAAAUGCGUCUGCCUUCAUUCACAGUGAACGUCGGUCAAUAUUAACAUUAAAUUCUUGACUUCUGUGCUGUUUCUGAGUCUCGUCGUGAGGCUGGUUUUCCUUUUUCUCCUUCCAUUCCUCUCGUACGCUGCUGUUACAUUCCCUGCUACAAUACAAACAGUGUGUAUUUCUGGCCGUGGGUUUCUGCACUCCCACUCUUGUUUAUAAGUAGUUUUUGUGGACGGACCACAAUGGUUUCUCCUCAGCACUUUACUGCAGCAAACGUAGGCUUUUUAAUUGGAGCCAAACAUUCAUGUUUUAAAUGGAAAAUGAUGGGAUUUGGAGCGUAGACGUGUCGUCCUGUUUGAUUUCCUCAUCACUUUCCUCUGGUUUUGCGUGGUGGUCAUCCUCCCAUCACCCCAUCAUCCCCCCCCCCCCCCCCCCCCCAUAUCCCUCCCCCCCAUCAGCGCCAGUCAGAUGCAUGUGCACAGUCGUCUUUUUUCACACUGGCAGCGUCUACAUUUUCACUUCCUGAAUCUGAACCUGAACCACAUCGCUGAAAAAGUCUUUGAGGAAAAAACACCCCCUUCACACACUUCCCUGCCUCGAUUCCUAUUUUUCUAAAUGUCAAAGUUUAUUACCACCUCGGAAAGUCUUGUGAAGUCUUGUGAAGAAGUUUUUCUGUAAAAUGAUGUACGCAAUGCCUGGAUAUUUUUUUUGUCUAAACUCAUUUAUAAUAAAUGUUGAGUAAACUUC